Messenger RNA from Aspergillus sclerotioniger CBS 115572, 1225 nucleotides. RefSeq lists its product as uncharacterized. The transcript has 3 exons. The coding region runs from base 134 to 1225 and encodes 363 amino acids. The record is from RefSeq and is a predicted model, not a curated record. Lineage: Eukaryota; Fungi; Ascomycota; Eurotiomycetes; Eurotiales; Aspergillaceae.
CACAUUUCCAGUCUUUCAAUGCACUCUCAACUAGCACCUUUCAGCUUAGCUGACAGCAAGAGUUUGUUCUUGUGGUAAAUCUUUACUCUAAAGCAUCAGGGUGAAAACCAAGGUGGGAAAAAAGACCACUAAAAUGGUGUCAGCAGCUGACGAGUCAAGGGUGCUUUCCCUCUCAGAUCUACCAGUUGAGAUCCGAGUACAAAUACUCGGCCACCUGGAAUGUCUUGAGGAACUGGAAAAUGCCAUUCGUUCCUCUGAAGUUUUCCGUGUUGCGUACGAGUCCUGCAGUCAUAUGGUACUGACAUUGAUGCUAGAAAACGCGCUACACUUUGAUCUAUUCCCGCUAGCGAUAUUGCACUGGGAGCUUUCCCAGACAAGAUGGUGGAAUCAGGAUCAUAGUGAAAAUUGGCUCAAUGUCAGGUUCGAUGCUAUGAAGACCCCGAACUUUAUCUGGACUGCAACAAUGGAGCAAAAUCUUGAUAUGCUACGAUUCUUGAAGCAUGUUCAAUAUUUUGCUCAGGAAUUUAUUGAUUGGGCGCUUCGCCGUUUCCAUGAGAACUUUGGGGGAGUUGAAACCCCGGCAUCACGCAGUGAAUAUGACCGUGUUAUGCGAGGCUUGUAUCUACAAAGUAUCAUAAUACAGGCCACUGUUAGUAGAGGGUGGGAUCAUUCAUCAACUACAACAGAGGAGACUAAACAGUCAGCCUGGAAGAAGUUCGUCUCCUCCUUCCAACCAUGGGAGAUUGAGCAACUGAGAUGUAUGGCGCAAUGGGUCUCUGGCAUUAUUCCGCUACCAUUGAUUUGCUAUUCAUGCGUUCAAGGCAGGUGGCUAGAGAAGGAUCUACCAAAAGAACAAGGCAAGGAACUUCUUACACAUCAUGGAUUGGCACUUCUGCGUGGUGUGGAAAGUAUUGACAACCGCACUGAUCACUACAAGAUAUACAUCAUCCGCGAUUUCUUUGAGGAUUUAAGAGAAUACAGCGAAAAGCUGUACAGAGUUGUGUUUGACCUACUUAAAGACAAACCUUAUAUUGAAGCCGCGGAGCCUCGUUUUAAGAGCGACAAUCCUGGUCCCAAACAGCUUUGGGCUUGGGUUAGGGCGGAUCCUCAAUUUGACGUCUGCAGACUGAAAGAUAAAAUCGGUUAUCCACAAUAUGGGAGUUUAAUCUGGGAUGAAGAAAGAGUCAAAAGGUCUCGCCUGAUGAAGACUUCCGUGUCUCGUUAG